AUGGCCUCAGUUCCGGGCCCGGAUUACAGAAGUAUCAUCAACUCUCCACAGUUUACAUUCCUCAUUGGACCUGGCCACUCGAAACUCACAAUCCAAUCUGGCCUCGCGAAACAUGUCUCUCCACGGCUCGAUGGUUUGAUGAACAAUGGCCAUACUCGCGAAUCCAGACAUCGCAUCGCAGUUUUGGAGGAGGAAGACGUUGAGACCUUUACCGGUUUCUGUGAGUUUGCGUAUACAGGGGAUUACACGGUUCCUAGUCGCGCGACUAGGCCUGAGCAAGCAGAUGGCUCGGUAUAUGGAGAACCCAGCUCUCCAAUGGCGCUUGCUCACAUCCCGCCUCCAGCGCCCUCGCCUCCGUCUUCACCAAGAGGGCCACGACCAGAGGAUUCCUGUGCCGUCUGGGAUGAUGAAGACGAUCUUCCCAAGGAAGAGCCCGUACAACCUGUAGUUGUGAAGGAGGAUCCUCUGCUUCUGCCGCAAGAAGCAGAAGAGGUCGAGUUGAAGGGUGCUACGGAUUCAGGGAAGAAGGGCAAAAAGGGCAAGAAAGAUAAAAAGGGGAAGAAAAAGGCAGUUGAGGAGCGUCCUGCUGCGAGCACACUAACUCCUCCCAAAACUCCCCCACCAGCUGAAAGCAAGGAUGAAAGCAAACCUGCGGCCGUCGAAGAAAUACACACUGAGAUGGUCGUACCAGAGGCACCACUACAACCCGAGGAAAGGCCAGUCGAGCAUUUGGAAGAGAAUGCAAACGCCGGUGAUUGGUUUGACUUCAAACCUCCUCAGGACGCUGCUUUGGUCGAGGCGCCAAAAUCUGAAGGCUCAGUAAAAGGAGAUCCCUUUUUCCCUCUUCCAUCAGCCCGGCCUGCUGGUACCACGCUUUGGGACGAAUUCACCGCCAUUCAGUAUCCACAGUAUGAACGCCGACCUAGCCCAUCAAGCUUUCCACCAACAAUGGACGAUAAAGCGUCUCGCGUUGAGGCUCCCUAUAUUCUAUACCAUGCAAAGAUAUACGUCUUCGCGUCUCGUUACCUCGUUCCAACCCUUGCUCAGCUCGCCCUAACAAAGCUUCAUCGGGACUUAGUCUCAUUCCCUCUACGAACUACGAAUGCAUCCGGUCAUGGGGACAACAGCACCGUCCCAUUCGUACUAGAAUUGCUGCACUAUACGUUUAAGAACACCAAACGCACUGAUCCAAGAUUCCCUUCCCUCGAUCCAAGCCUAGAGAUGCCAAUUGAAAGGGAGAAUCGACUUCGCAAGCUUACCACUCAUUAUGUUGCAUGCAAAGUGAGACAGCUGGCGACUUACCGACCUGAAGGCCACCAUGUAGAGCUAGGCGAUACACCGGCCACUUUCCGUGACCUUCUCAACAAGACGGGAGAACUGGCUUCGGGCCUUGUCUUCCAACUGAUGUAA
Molecule: messenger RNA, 1410 nt
Organism: Arthroderma uncinatum
Lineage: Eukaryota; Fungi; Ascomycota; Eurotiomycetes; Onygenales; Arthrodermataceae
Exons: 2
Coding region: 1-1410 (469 amino acids)
Source: RefSeq, a predicted model, not a curated record